Messenger RNA from Rhinichthys klamathensis goyatoka, 3075 nucleotides. RefSeq names its product ribosomal protein S6 kinase, polypeptide 2 (gene rps6ka2). The record is from RefSeq and is a predicted model, not a curated record. Gene Ontology annotation, molecular function: ATP binding; magnesium ion binding; ribosomal protein S6 kinase activity. Gene Ontology annotation, biological process: protein phosphorylation; intracellular signal transduction. Bases 159 to 2360 code for a protein of 733 amino acids. Lineage: Eukaryota; Metazoa; Chordata; Actinopteri; Cypriniformes; Leuciscidae. The transcript is spliced from 21 exons.
GCUUGGCUUGGUCAUGGCCUCACCCCCUCAUAAUAAGUGAGCAUUAUGGAUUAGGCUAGUGGAGGGGAGGCGACUGUAAAUCCCCACUGUUGUGCUGAUCUGGAUUUAAACGCUGGACAGAUAAAUUGUCUUUUGAGUAUAGCAGCCGAACCGGGACAAUGGAUACGAACAUGCGCAAAUUUACUGUUAGAAGAUGGUUUUCCGUCUACCUGCGCAGAAAGUCGCGAUCUAAAAGCUCGAGUUUAUGCAAACUAGAGGACGACAGCAUCUUAAAGGAAUUUGAUAUCAGCGAUCAUGUGAAAGAGGGCUUUGAGAAAGCAGACCCGUCGCAGUUCGAGCUGCUCAAGGUGUUGGGUCAAGGCUCCUAUGGAAAGGUGUUCUUGGUGAGAAAAAUCAAAGGUUCAGAUACAGGACAACUCUAUGCCAUGAAGGUCUUAAAAAAGGCAACACUAAAAGUGCGGGACAGAGUGAGAUCGAAAAUGGAACGAGACAUUCUCGCAGAAGUGAAUCAUCCCUUCAUUGUCAAACUCCACUAUGCAUUUCAGACAGAAGGAAAGUUGUACCUUAUAUUGGACUUUCUCAGAGGGGGAGAUCUUUUCACACGCCUCUCCAAAGAGGUUAUGUUUACCGAAGAAGAUGUGAAGUUCUAUUUGGCUGAGCUGGCCUUGGCUUUGGAUCAUCUUCAUAGUCUGGGCAUCAUCUACCGAGAUCUAAAACCAGAGAACAUUCUCCUUGAUGAAGAAGGCCACAUAAAGGUCACAGAUUUUGGCCUGAGCAAAGAGGCAAUUGACCAUGACAAACGAGCGUACUCGUUCUGUGGGACGAUCGAGUACAUGGCCCCAGAGGUUGUCAAUAGACGAGGUCACACUCAAAGUGCUGACUGGUGGUCCUUUGGAGUCUUAAUGUUUGAAAUGCUGACUGGAUCCCUGCCAUUUCAAGGCAAAGACCGCAAAGAGACCAUGGCACUUAUUCUCAAGGCAAAACUGGGCAUGCCGCAGUUCCUUAGCCCUGAAGUCCAGAGUUUAUUGCGGGCUCUCUUCAAAAGAAACCCUUCCAAUAGAUUAGGCGCAGGACCUGAUGGAGUGGAAGAAAUCAAAAGGCAUAUAUUUUUUGCAACAAUAGACUGGAAUAAGUUGUACAGACGAGAAAUCAAGCCUCCGUUCAAACCAGCAGUGGGCCGACCAGAGGACACCUUUCAUUUUGAUCCUGAGUUUACAUCCCGCACACCAACAGACUCACCCGGUGUUCCAGCCAGCGCUAACGCACACCAGCUCUUCCGCGGCUUCAGCUUUGUGGCCUCUAACCUGGGUCAAGAACAACCUUUGGUCGAGAUCAAGCAAAUCUCUGUAAACCCCAUUGUACAGCAACUUCAUGGCAACAACAUUCAUUUCACUGACGGCUAUGAGUUGAAGGAGGAUAUUGGCAUCGGAGCGUAUUCGGUCUGCAAACGCUGUGUUCACAGAAUCACCAGUGUGGAGUAUGCUGUUAAAAUUAUUGACAGAGCCAAGAAGGACCCGUCUGAAGAGAUUGAGAUUCUUCUGCGAUACGGCCAGCACCCAAACAUCAUUACUCUGAAAGAUGUCUAUGAUGAUGGCAAGUUUGUGUAUCUGGUGAUGGAGCUGAUGAGAGGAGGAGAGCUGCUGGACCGGAUCCUGCAGCAGAAGUGCUUCUCAGAGCGGGAGACCUCAGCCGUGCUCUGCACCAUCACCAAGACUGUGGAGUAUCUGCAUUCACAGGGGGUUGUGCAUCGAGACUUGAAGCCCAGUAACAUCCUGUACGUGGAUGAAACAGGCGACCCAGAGUCCAUCAGAAUCUGUGAUUUUGGCUUUGCCAAACAGUUGAGGGCUGAAAAUGGUCUGCUCAUGACACCGUGCUACACUGCAAACUUUGUGGCUCCAGAGGUCCUGAAGAAACAGGGAUAUGAUGCCGCCUGCGAUAUCUGGAGUCUGGGAAUCUUACUUUACACCAUGCUGGCAGGUUUCACGCCCUUCGCUAACGGCCCUGACGACACACCAGAGGAGAUCUUGGCUCGCAUUGGCAGUGGGAAGUUUGCCCUCUCAGGAGGCAACUGGGACACAGUGUCUGACGCAGCCAAGGACAUUGUCACUAAAAUGCUACACGUGGACCCUCAUCAGCGGCUGACGGCACCUCUUGUUCUCAGACAUCCCUGGAUAGUGAACCGUGAUGAGUUAUCUCAGAGCCAGCUGAUCAGACAGGACGUGCAACUGGUGAAGGGGGCGAUGGCUGCCACAUACUCCGCUCUGAAUCGAUCCCCUCAAGCCCCAAAACUGGAACCAGUGCUCUCUUCCAGUUUGGCUCAGAGAAGAGGCAUGAAAAGACUAACAUCCACUCGUCUAUAGCACUUCAGCCAGACACAGGAGCGUCUACAGCUUUAAGAAAUGUCAGAGCGUCCAGGCUUUUGGACAAGGUACCAGACGUGCAUCCGGAGCAGAGUGGAAAAAUAUUGGAUUGAUCACGGAGUGUCACAGUGAUCUCCAAAGAGAGACAAAUGAUCUGCCAAGUGACUCCGCUGAUGUCGAGAUUGAUGAGGGCCAGAUGCAAACAUCACAGCUGUCAGUGCUCAAAAACUGAUCUUUCAGAGCGCUGCGCUGUUUUGUGUGUGUGUGCCACCCCUGUGAACACUGGAGUGUAGCAUCAUGGAGUGUUUCGUUUUAUAGCAAAGAUCACAGUUAUCUUUCCCAAAGGUGCGGUCAGUCGGAAAUCCAGUCGUUCAUAAAAGUUGCUACUUCUUGCUGCAGACACUUAAAUUAGAGCCAUGUAGAAGUUAGUCGAAGAUGCUUUGGUCUUUUAUGGUGACAGUGCUGCACCUUUAAUGUGCCAGCACUAUUAGCAUCUUUUGAACAUGCAUGCCAUGUACAGUAUGUAUUUUUAUGACAAACAAAUGGUUCUAACAUGCUAAUGAAAGCACAAAGAACAUAUUUUAUGUCAUUUUGGUUUUUGUUUUACUAGUUGAUUGGGCUUAUGUAAUGCUGAGACGAUUUACAAAAACAGCUGUUUAUAUUUUUUUCAUCUUGCAUAUUUGGACCAAAUUGGUUGAUUUGUUUAUUUAUUUGC